GUGUGGCGGCGAGUGCGGCGGGGCCGCCCGCUUGGAGCUCGAAAAUGCCGCCGCCGACUCGUAUGCGAGCCUCCAGUACUAGUGUCAAUGGGAACCGGUUCUUCAGUCAGCUCGUGUGGCAGCCGCGCUUGGACCUGACCCCUGCACCGCUGCCGGCGCGCUGCUGAUUGAUUAACUGUCGUACGCGAUCAGCUGAUUGAGUGCGGCCGCGUGCACCGGCGAACUUACGGCACGCCUCUACAUGUGCUUCGGUUACUACACUUACUACGUUUGUGUCAUGAUGUAUAGCAAAGUAUUUGGGUGUUGACGAUUUUUUCGUGUUUCCAAUGUGUCGGCUGACGUUACCUCCGCCUGGUUGCAAGAACCCCGGGAAAAUGAAGAUCUGCACGUAUUUGCUGUUGAGUUUUUUAGCAGUGCGAGCGUCCCCGGAGCCGCGACGAGCACCGAGUAUCCUGGAACCACCUCAUCACGUGGACUUCACCAACGACACAGGGACCUUGCUCAGCUGUGUCACCAGGGGAGACUAUCAGUUGGACUGGCUGCUCCCGGAUAACUCGGUGGCUGGUACCCUAAAGGGUUUGCGGCGGGUGCUGGCCAAUGGGUCGCUAGAACUGUCUCCCUUCCCUGCUGAGCACUACAGGAGAGAUGUUCACGCCACCACGUACAGAUGCCGCCUCAGACUGAGCAGCGGGUUCGCCAUACUCUCCAAGAACAUUCAUGUACAUGCUGCACUAAACAUACCAUGGGAGAUCCACGUACCAGACGAGUACGUGAUGGCAGGAAACGCGGCAGUCCUGCGGUGCGUGGUGCCGCCCCACUGCGCCGACCGCGUCAGCAGUACUGACUGGUUCACUGACGACCAGACCAAUGUGCCGCAUCAUUUAGGGUCUAAGUACCAGCGUCUAGACGACGGCUCGUUGUACAUAAGUGGGGUGAGCCCGCGAGACCGGCACAAUGCCGCUACUGAUCACAAUGUACACCCACUUUUCACUGAAUAUUAUUUUCUACCAGGUCACGUCAUAGUGACAGAACCAAAGGGCGGCGUGCGGCCACGGCUGGCGAUAGAGCCGCGCACACGCCGCAUACAAGCCGGACACGACGUCCGGCUGCCGUGUGCCGCGCAUGCGUGGCCAGUGCCUAGCUACAGGUGGUUUCGCGAGCACCACGAAGAGCUGGUUCCCAUAGAGAAGACACCUUUAUGGUCGAGAGCGCGGCUCCUCGGCAGUGGUCUGCUGAGUCUGCAAGCGUUACGGCGUGAAGAUGCUGGCCGCUUCGUCUGCUGGCUCAACAACACUGUUGGGGGAGAGUCCGUGCACUUCACACUUAUAAUCACAGAACCCAUCUCCGUCCGAAUAAAACCCGAAGUGGUGCGAACGAAAACGAACGCUGACGUCACAUUUGAAUGUAAAGUGUCCGGCCAUCCAAUAGAACUUGUCUACUGGGUCCACGACGCUAAAGUUGUCAAACCGAACGAGAGAAUAAAAAUGUCUGAAGACGGCCUAAGAUUACAUAUCAAGAAUUCUCAGAAGGAAGACCAAGGAGUGUACCAAUGCUUUGUCAGUAACACAAAGGAUCAGGCGUAUGGAGUCUCCGAGUACUUAAUAGAUGUGGCAGAGAGUCGGUCGCGGUUGCCUGGCAACCGGUCGAGACGAGCGCCUUACGCCCGGAGCACACACACACAUGAUACUGACUGGAACUUCACUGGGACUAGAGAAUCGAAGCCGGAGCUCGUGUAUUGGUUCUCGGAACAAACUCUGCAGCCAGGACCGAGCGUGUCCUUGAAAUGUGUGGCGAUGGGUCACCCUCCGCCGCAGUUCACGUGGUUACUUGAUGGUUUCCCUAUUCCAACUAACUCCAGAUUCGUAGUGGGCCAGCACGUGACGCUACAGGACGACGUGGUCAGCCAUUUGAACAUCAGUCGCGUGACAGAACAAGAUGGCGGCGAGUACGCCUGCGUCGCUGCCAACAGUGCGGGCAAGGCGCUGCACGCUGCCCGCGUCAACGUGUACGGCCUGCCGUACAUACGAGAGAUGCCGAAAGUGACAGCCGUCGCCGGCAGCGAUCUGAAUAUAAAGUGCCCAGUCGCCGGCUACCCGAUCGAGUCAAUCACGUGGGAAAGAGAUGGCCAAAAUCUUCCUCUGAACAGAAGACAGAAGGUGUUCCCGAAUGGCACGCUGAUCGUGGAACAGACACAGAGGGGAGAGGACGCCGGUACUUACACCUGCCAGGCAGCCAACAGACAACGACACGCUGCCAGGCGUGACGUCGAAGUACAAAUAUUAGUUCAACCAAAAAUCUUACCCAUCCCGGCGCUAACGAAUUUACUACGGGAAGGCAUGAGAGCGGCUAUAUCCUGCCAGAUCUUGGAAGGUGAUCUGCCUGUAGCAUUUCGAUGGGAGAAGAAUGGCCAACCGGUGACGUCAUCGCCAUACGCACCAAGUGGUAUCAUAACAAGAAGAAUGGACGAAUACAGCGCGUCAUUAGUGAUAGAGCAAGUGACGUCACUACACAGCGGGAAUUACACGUGCAUUGCGUCCAAUGUUGCUGGAUCAGAACGAUAUACAAUACCGCUAACAGUCAAUGUGCCACCUCGAUGGAGGUUGGAACCAAACGAUGUGGCAGUAGCCGCAGGCCAAGACGUCACAUUACAGUGCCAAGCUGAUGGAUACCCAAAACCAACCAUUACGUGGAAGAAAGCCGUAGGUAACACUCCUGGCGAAUACAAAGACUUCAUGUUUGAAGGGAGCUCAAGGGUCCUGGAGAAUGGCUCGCUCGUGUUCGAGCGAGUCGCCAAAGACAGCGAGGGACAUUAUCUUUGUGAAGCUAGAAACGACAUAGGCGCCGGAUUGAGCAAACUCAUCUUCCUAAAAGUGAACGCACCAGCAAGGUUUCCGAUGAAGAGUAAAACAGUGCAGGUGACAGCUGGAGAAGCUGCUCACUUACAGUGCGCUGCGUCAGGAGACUCGCCUUUGGAGGUCAGCUGGCGAAGUCCCCAUCAUCACACUAUUGCACAUCAUUUAGAUCAAAGAUAUACAAUACGAGAACAAGUGCUAGAUGACGGCUUAGUUUCCGAGCUCAGCAUCUUACAGACGUAUCGACAAGACACAGGAGCCCUGACCUGCCGAGCAUCCAAUGCUUAUGGACAAGAUGAAAUGCUAAUACAUCUUGUUGUACAAGAGGUUCCCGAAAUGCCAAAAAACAUAAGGAUUAUAGAUCAACAGUCUCGCUCCAUACAAAUUUCGUGGACGCAACCGUACGCUGGCAAUAGUCCUAUCAUCAACUACAUAGUGCAGUACAAGGAAGCACCAGAUUCAUGGCCAACUACACCGCAAAAAGUGAUAGUCCCGGGCAGUGUAACCUCAGCAAGCGUUCAGAACCUUCAACCAGCUACCUCUUACCAUCUCAGGAUAAUAGCAGAAAACAGACUGGGGCAGAGCGAGCCGAGUCAGCUGAUACAAGUUACUACAACCGAAGAAGUCCCCAGCGGACCGCCGUUGGACGUCCGAGUAGAAGCUAAAAGUUCUACGGAGCUAAUUGUCAGUUGGGAACCGCCGCAAAGAGACCUUUGGAACGGAAAUAUUCUUGGUUACUACGUAGGAUUCCAAGAGCUAAACAGCAACAGUACGGUCCUAAGCGCAAGUGGUCCCGGUGGGGCCUCCUACACCGUUCGUACGGUGGAAGGAGCUGGAACUGCUCGAGCAAGGACCACGUUAUCAGGCCUGCAGAAACAUGCUGCGUAUGCCGUGGUGGUGCAGGCUUAUAACAGCAGAGGAGCAGGCCCUGCGUCACCUCCAACUACUGCUACUACUAUGGAGGAUGUACCAAGUCUACCACCAGGAGCGUUACAAUGCACAGCGUUAAGUUCUCAAUCAGUCCGAGUUGCUUGGGAACCUCCCCCUCUUAGAGGACGCAAUGGAGUAUUACAGGGAUACAGGGUCACUUACGCACCAGUCACAGAUUGGUAUGGGAAUGAAGAAGCGGUGACGAAGCAAAUAUCGGGACUUCAUACGACGCUGUCUGGACUGAGGAGAUACACAAAUUAUUCGGUCACUGUGUGUGCCUUCACGGCGGCUGGUGAUGGAGUCAGAGCUGCGCCAGUUUACUGCCAUACUGAGGAAGAUGUACCCUCAGCGCCCGCUGACAUCAAAGCAGUAGUAUCAUCUCGCAACAAGAUCUUAGUGUCAUGGCUGCCACCCGCCGCGCCAAACGGCGUCCUCGUCGGAUACACCCUGUAUAUGAGCGUCAUUGAAGAUGGACGAGAGGACACCACCAAUAAGGAAGGAACUCACAAACGCAUGCUGUCUCCAAGUACAUUGUCCCACGAGACAUCAAGAUCACCGCCACGAGCGACCCACCAGUUCUGGGUGUCAGCUUCAACAAGGCUCGGAGAAGGAGAAGCUACUCGAGUCGUCACGGUGCUACCUUCUGAAUCAGCCCGUUUUUUGACAGUUCCAGCUCGGAUAACAUCUUUCAGCCGAAGCAUCGUGACUCCUUGGAAAGAGAACAUAUCACUGCCAUGCAACAAAGUCGGAGUGCCAGUUCCUUCUACUACAUGGAGUAUGAAUGGAGCCACCUUGGAGUCUACGCUUAGGAAAAAUGUUACCAACGACGGUUCUUUGAUCAUCAGCAUGACGCAGUACUUGGACAGUGGGAACUACACGUGUUCGGUUGAGAACGUUCACGGUCGAGAUGAGGUCACCUACAGCGUUGAAGUGAAGGUGCCACCUCAGCCACCCGUGCUGGCUGUUGUGGAUUCCUACGCAGACUCUCUACAUCUUCAGUGGAGCGACCAGGGUGACGGUGGCAGCCCUAUUUUAGGCUACGUCAUAAACUACAAACGAGAACAUGGUGACUGGGAGGAGUUGCAAGUGGAAGCUGGGACAUCAGAACACGUGCUGCCAAACUUAUGGUGCGGGACGAGGUACCAACUGUAUAUCACUGCCUUUAACCGCAUCGGGACUGGUCUGCCGUGCGAUAUCGUACACGCCUAUACGAAGGGCACUGUUCCUGUAAAACCGAAGCACUCUCAGAUGAUAACGCUGAACACAACGACGGUGACGGUCUGGCUUGACUCGUGGGGAGACGGCGGCUGUGGCAUUCUCUACUUCGUCAUUGAAUACCGAGAGAUCAGUCAAUCACAGUGGCGUCUAGUCUCAAAUAGUGUUCAAGCAACAGAACGCGUGUUCAGCGUCCCUGGGCUGACGCCAGCCACCCACUACCAGCUUCGUAUCACCGCACACAACAACGCCGGCCACGCUGUAGCCCUCUACAACUUCACCACGCAUUCACUUAGCGGUAUGGUGGAGGGCGAGGUGUCGGGCGCGGCGGCGGGCGGGGGCCGCGGGCUGGGCGGCGCGCGCGUGCUGCUGCCGGCCGCGCUGUCGCUGCUCGUGCUGGGCGCGCUGCUCGCCAUCGUGCUGCUCGUGCGCAGGAACAGUCAGUACACUACCUUUGAAGCUGGUACAACAGAGACGGUGGCCACGGAGAGUGGUGUGGGGGAGUCUCCUUCUGUGGCCCAGCUGCAGAACAAAGUAAACCGCGACCAGCAGUACUUGGCCGCGAGGGCGCAGCACCCACCUCCACAACACCAUUACAAACAUGCUUCUAAUGAGUACAUAGAAGACAUAUGUCCGUACGCGACGUUCCAGCUGACGAAACCGACGGCCUACAGCGAGAGCAGCUACAGCGGCAACGUGUACAGCGGGCCUUAUCACUCCGUCAGAGGGUCUUUUGUGUACCACGACCUAAAGCAAAAUGACAAAUAUAAGGGCAAGGAGCCAGAGUACACAAAAGUACGAAGAAAAGGCAACAGGCUGCGAGAUCCACACUCCGAGAGCCAAGAGUCGGACAACUUGGGCUCGACGGACUCGGAGGUGAAGAAGAUACUAACGCUGCACCUGCCCAUUACAGAGUAUGAAGACGACGCGAGCGACGACGCCAGCGCGCCGCACUCCGACAGUGAGCCGCAGGCCAGGCUCAGACCUGCACACCCCACCUCAUACCCAAGCGUAGAGCGCGAAGAAUCGUCGUCAUCAUCAGAGAAUUCAGUGGGGGGAGUAGUGAGGAAAGCAUUCCCUUCUCGUAAGGGCAAGGCAGGGGCACUAGGCAAGCGACAUGUGCGCUCGUCUUCAGGCUACAGUAGCCAUAAUGACGAGACCACCUUCAGUAUAUCGAACUACCCGUCUUUCAACGAGCACAUUCAUCCGCCGUCUCGCUUCUCGGACGACACAGAGUGCGAGGGACAUCACCGCCGCAAGAGGGCACCACAUCCACAUCCCUCACACCCUCAGCACACCGCACACGAUCCAAAAGUUACUCGGGAAGCCUUCCAAAUCAACGUUUGAACAUAGCCGCAAUUUGAAAGGACUUAACGGCAUUAUUAAAGAUGGCGUCUUGUGGACAGCCAAUCAGAACGAGUUUAAUUGACGUUCCUUAAAUGUCAAACUCGUUCUGACCAAUGACGUUUGUAAGCUAGAGGCGCCAUCAAAGACAGACACGUAAUGAAAAGACUAAAGUGAAUGAUUUUGAUAUUCUCAGAAUUAUGAUCUUGUAUCUAUGUAGAUACUUAUUGGAGAGUAUAUAUUUAGAUUUUGUUACUCUGUAAGAGUAGGUAAUAAGGCAUGGUCAAUCUGAAUUAAUUUAUUCAACAAUACUGCACUGCUGAUCUGAAUUCGGGGUUCCAACGAACGGUUAGGUACUAUUUAUUCAACACUGCCAUUAACGCGUUUUGAGUUUAGAUGAAUUUAUACACGAACUACAAAGUUACGCAGUUAUAUUGUUAUUUAUUUCCUUGUUCAGGAGUUUUCUACUUUAUAAGGGAAUCGACGCAUAGAUCUUCCAUAUAAUAAUGUUGCUACUGUACAUUGGUUGGUACAUUUUUACUACAAGUUGCCAAACUCCACAGAACUUCCAUAAUUACUAGACGUGUACAUAAAGUGUAGAUAGAUAGAGAUAGCCAAUAUAAUUAUAUUUAUUCUUUAGUGCCACGUAUAAUAGCGUAACUCAUUAAUCCUUUUUGUACUCUGAAACUGAGUAUUUUAAAAUGAAACGGUUUCGGAUACCGUUAAAGUUGUAGGUUCUAAAACCAUUGGUCGUUGUGUAAAUAAUAAUAUAAUUAAUGCUAAGUACAUUAAUGACUAUCGAAUAUAAAAAAUAAGGAGAACAAUAAUUAAAAUAAAAAUAUAUAUUUUAAACUUAAUGCCUUAUUGACCAAAAGUCUUAAAACUAGUUACAUACGGAUGUAAUUGCGUAAUUAUAUCCCAUAUUUAAUUAAUUAAAUACGAAUUGUUUGAUUGUUGUAAAGUUUAUGAGAACGGGAAUGUUUUCAUUGGCAAAUCUUAUCAUUGUCUAUUACAUUAAGGUUUUGGAGUGUGUAAAUGAAUUUUCAAGUAAAUAUUUAUAUCUUAGGAUUAUGAUAAGUAUUUGUUGAAGUGCCAACGACGAACAGCAUCCUGUGAGCAAGGAAUUACUUAUAAAAUGUAUACAGUACCCUUAGUAUGAUUUUACUUUACGUUUAAAGUAAUCGACAGCGAUCGCAAAAAAAAGACCGCAUUCAGCGCUCUGAUUGGUUGGUUUCUUCGAGCCUGCCAAUCAGAGCGCCGAACGCGGUCUCGUUUCGACGUAAAACAAACUCGUACUAAGGGUGCAGUACUCCGUUUCCAAAAAAAACUUCAUUCAGACAUUUGUACGAGUUAUUUAACAAACUUUCAAACUUAAGCUUAAAUUAUCCUCCCAGACUGCUUCAAUGACAUUUUAUUUAAUUUUUCCUGUUCAUGUACUCAAAAAUAUUAGCUUCUUGUCGACAAUGAUAACCUACCUAUUGUAUUAUAGUACAGUACGAAUCGUUUUGAACGCGCAUUGCGCAUAACCACCGACAAAGUCAAGAAUGUUUUACUUCCCGCCGUACUCAGAGUCAUUUACAAAAUCGUUACUAAGGAAUAGUUUAAGUAACCAUUAAAUGUCUCUGAGUGCGACAGAUAGUAAAAUAUUUUAAUUGUCGACAAACAUACAUUAUCUGCCUCACUUAGAGACAUUUAAUGAUUACUUAAACUUUUCUUAGCAACGAUUUUGUAUCGAAAACAAUAGCUAAGGACUGGGUUGAGGAACCAUUAAAUGAUUCGGAGUACCGCGCUAUAAGUUUAAAAUAUAAUUAUACUCUUUAUAUCUAAAUACAUAUAUUGUUCUUUUUUAGUUAAACAUUUUACAGUUGUUGCAAUAUGCGCGUUCAAAACAUACCCCAUUAAAAAUUCGCGCAUUAUAAUCGUUGUAAAAUAAUGAUAGUAUUACGCAAUCCUCAGUGAACAGUAAAACGUGACAAUACACUUACCUAAAUAAACGGCAGACAUUUACAAUUUUUAUGUAAAUUAUUCAGAAGGCUUAGCGUGAGUUUUUUUACGUUAAUGUGAUUGAAACGUUACCGCGUUUACCUCUCAUUGGUUGGUUAAUUGGAGCUGACCAAUCAGUACCCUUAGUAGGAGUUUGCUCUACGUUGAACGAAUACGAAACGAGACUGCGUUCGGCGCUCUGAUUGGCCGACGCGUAUGAACCAACCAAUCAGAGCGCCGUACGCGGUCUCGUUCUGAGGGUACUAAGCACCGAACGCCAUAGAUGUAUCGAUCACGGUACGUAAUAAAAACUCGCACUAACGCCCUCUGUAAUUUGUAGGAAUAGUUUACGAGUGUUGACAAACAAACUCAGUUUGUAUUCAUCAAGAUGUUUUCCAAUUGUUUAUAAUCAUUUUACAAUAAAUAAAUCGUUUACGUUGACACUCUUUAGUAAUUCCAACGAAGACUGCCCUAUAUUUAAUUGAGAUCUAUUUUAUAUAACCUAGACACAUUACCUAAUGCUAGUCAGUACGAUGUAGAUUUUGUUAGAAUCGUCAAGUCAUGAUUUUAAGCUUUACAAUCAUAGUACUAUGGUUGCAUUUGCAUCAACGUAUUCAACUUCAAACAUUUGGGUAUGGUAAUUUUUUUAUCAAACGUCAGUUAAUAUACAUUAUGAAUCUUAUUGCGUUUAGUUUAGAUGUCACUUUUGGUCAAGUAAUCAAGGUUAGAGACGCGAAAACCCCUACAAUCCCAAUUUUUGUUAGCAUUAUUUUAGUCAAGUUUAGGAGCAAAAAUUUGUUAUAAAGACAUUACUCUUAAAUCAUUCAGAAUACUAGUCAAUGUACCAUAUCAUUUUUACGACAUUUUGUUAAUAAAUAAUACACAAGUAUAUGUAAGGGUUAAUCAUGUUGUUACAAGAUAUGUUUUUAUAAUGCAAACAAAUGAGUUACUAGGACAGUAUGAUGUGAACGAAAAUAAAAAUUCAUUUACUUGA
Spodoptera frugiperda (fall armyworm) is the source of this 9318-nucleotide messenger RNA. It is a transcript of the gene Dscam4, whose product is annotated as cell adhesion molecule Dscam2. Gene Ontology annotation, molecular function: protein binding. NCBI's taxonomy places the organism in Eukaryota, Metazoa, Arthropoda, Insecta, Lepidoptera, Noctuidae. The record is from RefSeq and is a predicted model, not a curated record. Gene Ontology annotation, biological process: axon guidance; cell-cell adhesion. The transcript is spliced from 39 exons. Bases 327 to 6344 code for a protein of 2005 amino acids. Gene Ontology annotation, cellular component: axon; plasma membrane.